UUGUAACGCUUGUAACGCUUGUUACGCUUGUUACGCUUGUUACGCUUGUUUCGCUUGUUUAGACAUAUGUCAUCACUACGAGCCAUUCGCCCUACGCUCCCCAAAAGCAGCCCAAGACUAUAUUCGCUACCCUGGUCGCGGACACCCUUCCACUCCAUUCUCCCUGUGAUUGCCGUACAGCUGCAGUCUCCCGCUGUAGCUGGAGUAAGACUGGCGAGCCUAAGCCCCAUCACCACUGCCCGCCCCUCCUCGACUUUCUCCCGCACCACAACACAAUCGUCUCACAACACCACAGUUAAACCGUCACAGUCACGGACAGCACAGAUCGCCCGUCACUUCUCGGGUUCGUAUUCUUUAAAUUCUCCAUCUCCCUCCAGCCUGCCUGCUGGACACGAUUCUACAAAAAUGGCUCCUCAAUAUACCGUUCGCAAGAUUGGUGCUGCCAACACCCUCGAGCACCGCGUUUACAUCGAGAAGGAUGGCGUGCCCGUCUCACCCUUCCACGAUAUCCCCCUCUACGCCAACGAGCAGCAGACCAUCCUGAACAUGGUCGUUGAGAUCCCAAGAUGGACCAAUGGCAAGCUUGAGAUCUCCAAGGAGGAGCUCCUCAACCCCAUCAAGCAGGAUAUCAAGAAGGGCAAGCUCCGCUUCGUCCGCAACUGCUUCCCCCACAAGGGCUACCUCUGGAACUACGGCGCCUUCCCCCAGACCUGGGAAGACCCCAACGUCAUCCACCCCGAGACCAAGGCCAAGGGCGACAACGACCCUCUCGACGUGUGCGAGAUCGGCGAGCUCGUCGGCUACCCCGGCCAGGUCAAGCAGGUCAAGGUCCUCGGCGUCAUGGCGCUCCUCGACGAGGAGGAGACUGACUGGAAGGUCAUCGUCAUCGAUGUCAAUGACCCGCUGGCACCCAAGCUCAACGACGUCGAGGAUGUGGAGCGCCACCUCCCUGGCCUACUGAGGGCUACGAAUGAGUGGUUCCGCAUCUACAAGAUCCCAGAUGGAAAGCCUGAGAACCAGUUCGCUUUCACCGGCGAGUGCAAGAACAAGAAGUAUGCCAUGGAUGUCGUCCGUGAGUGCGCCGAGGCGUGGGAGAAGCUCAUCACCGGCAAGACCCAGCCCGGCGAGGUCUCUCUCACCAACGUCGCCGUCAAGAACUCCCCCAGCCGCAUCUCUCCCGAGCAGCUGCCGCCCAUCCCGCAGAACCAGGAGCUCGCCCCGGCACCAAUUGACCCAAGCAUCGACAAGUGGUUCUUCAUCUCUGGUGCUGCUAACUAGGCGCGCCCUGGUUGGGGAUGGUAUGGUGGUAGACCGAAGCAAUAGAUUUCUUUGUGGUCACACCUGCAGCUGGUGUCGUAGAUUUAGCUGAAUCUAAAACGAUGAUGUUGAGUCUUGUGAUUGUUUCUUAGAUUCGUCAAGAGUGCGUGAUUUUCAAUUCAGUAACAGCACACGGUACACCCAGCAUGCAAUAAGGGCAAAGCCAUCGAUCGAUUCCACGUCGUGACUGCCACACCAAACUCCCAAAACAAACCUAUGCACCCUAUCAUACACCUUUCUACGCCAUAGUCCCCAACCGUCUC
Pseudogymnoascus destructans is the source of this 1580-nucleotide messenger RNA. RefSeq names its product Inorganic pyrophosphatase (gene IPP1). Gene Ontology annotation, biological process: phosphate-containing compound metabolic process. Lineage: Eukaryota; Fungi; Ascomycota; Leotiomycetes; Thelebolales; Thelebolaceae. Gene Ontology annotation, molecular function: inorganic diphosphate phosphatase activity; magnesium ion binding. Gene Ontology annotation, cellular component: nucleus; cytoplasm. The record is from RefSeq and is a predicted model, not a curated record. Bases 67 to 1278 code for a protein of 403 amino acids. The transcript is spliced from 5 exons.